Ylistrum balloti is the source of this 1344-nucleotide messenger RNA. Its product is annotated as ribulose-phosphate 3-epimerase-like. Gene Ontology annotation, molecular function: metal ion binding; D-ribulose-phosphate 3-epimerase activity. The record is from RefSeq and is a predicted model, not a curated record. Gene Ontology annotation, biological process: pentose-phosphate shunt, non-oxidative branch; carbohydrate metabolic process; pentose-phosphate shunt. Bases 1 to 699 code for a protein of 232 amino acids. The transcript has 5 exons. Gene Ontology annotation, cellular component: cytosol. Lineage: Eukaryota; Metazoa; Mollusca; Bivalvia; Pectinida; Pectinidae.
AUGGCGGCGCCCAUGAGAACGCCAGCCUGCAAAAUCGGCCCCUCUAUUUUAAACGCAGACCUUUCUGAUCUAGCUUCAGAAUGUCAGAGAAUGAUGGACAGUGGAGCAGAUUAUUUACACUUGGAUGUGAUGGACGGACAGUUUGUUCCUAACUUAACAUUUGGUCACCCUGUUGUAAAAUGUCUCCGUCCUAAACUUCCUGGAGUUUUCUUUGACAUGCAUAUGAUGGUACAGAAGCCCGAACAGUGGAUUGAGGGCAUGCAUGAUGCCGGUGCUAAUCAAUAUACAUUUCAUUAUGAGGCGACAGACGACCCCGCAGCUUGUAUCAGAAAAAUAAGAGAAACUGGAAUGAAGGCUGGAAUUGGUAUAAAACCAAACACUCCUGUAGACGUCCUUGUUCCCCUGGUUGAUUUAGUGGAUAUGGUCCUUGUCAUGACGGUAGAACCAGGUUUCGGUGGACAAAAGUUUAUGCAAGAUAUGAUGCCAAAGGUACAGUUUUUGAGAGAUAAUUUUAGAGAUGUUGAUAUAGAAGUUGAUGGUGGAGUUGGUCCCGGUACCAUUCAACACUGUGCAGAGGCUGGUGCCAAUAUGAUUGUGUCCGGAAGUGCUAUAGUGAAGAGUGAUAAUCCAAGGGAGACAAUGCAACAUAUGAGGAAUAUUGUGGACGAUUCUAUACAGAAAUCUCUUCUGGAAAGAUGAUUUUAUUAUUGUUGCAAAUCAGUGUAAAGAUGAGUUCAGGAACAAAUAUUUUUUUAAGGAAAUGAAUUGUCUUGAGAGAAAUAUCAAAUAUCAUAAAAUCUAUAUAAACUGAACAUUGAUUAAAUUUGUUUUUUUUUAAUUGGUUAUAUGAUACCAACAUCUUUUCAUUCAGGAAUUUGUGUAUAUAUGAUAUGAAAUAUAUAAACUAUUGUUUUCUAUCAAUACUAUUUUAACAAAAUGGACACACAUUAGUCUAAUACUUGUCAAAAAAUAUCCCCCAUUCCAGUGUUAAAAAGAUAUUUUGUGCACAUUUUAACUUAGAUUGGGCUCUUUUUAGUUGUAUUUAGUCCAUGUACUGGUACAGUGGUAUCUAGGGGUGUUUUCUGUAUUUAGUCCAUGUACUGGUACAGUGGUAUCUAGGGGUGUUUUCUGUAUUUAGUCCAUGUACUGGUACAGUGGUAUCUAGGGGUGUUUUCUGUAUUCGGUCCAUGUACUGGUACAGUGGUAUCUAGGGGUGUUUUCUGUAUUCAGUCCAUGUACUGGUACAGUGGUAUCUAGGGGUGUUUUCUGUAUUCAGUCCAUGUACUGGUACAGUGGUAUCUAGGGGUGUUUUCUGUAUUCCGUCCAUGUACUGGUACAGUGGUA